Messenger RNA from Aplysia californica (California sea hare), 1137 nucleotides. RefSeq lists its product as uncharacterized. Gene Ontology annotation, cellular component: membrane. The record is from RefSeq and is a predicted model, not a curated record. NCBI's taxonomy places the organism in Eukaryota, Metazoa, Mollusca, Gastropoda, Aplysiida, Aplysiidae.
UUGUCACAAGUCCCAUUAAGCUUGUAUAUAAACCAAUGUAUGACCUUAUGCAGUUGCGACCGCCGUAAAACUUUUAUUUUAAAACUACCCUGCCCUCACCUCAACCAGUUGUCAGACCGCUCCAGCGGUAGACUUUCAAUUAAACCGGUACCUACUACUAUGCUCCCUUGGAAUGAUUGUAAGCGUACCGGUAUAGGUCAACUGAUUUUGAAGUUACACCUAAGUAGGGUAGUGAAUUGAUCAUGGAUGUGUCAUGACGUGUAGUCUGUGAUUAUGUUAAACACAAACGAGACAAGACUCAAGGCCCGCUGGCAACAAUAAACCGAAAAGCUCGCAUUCAGAAACAACAUUAGGCCUAUUGCAGCUCUUUAAAAGGAGAACUGAGAAUGUGAAGGUAAAUUAUGUUACUGUUUGUGGAGUACGUCUCUCCUGGUAGUCCAAGAGACCUGUACACAAACACAGAGUACAGAGGGUGUAGUGAAAGCGUGCACGUACCUCUUGGAAUCGAUCGUAAAUUCUCUUCCCAGCUCUAUACACGCUAUUCAAUAUAAACCUUCUCUUCGCUGACAGGCUAAAAAGCAAAUCUAUCAAUAGGCUUUUUAUACCCACCUGCGCCAUAACAUUUUAGCAUUUCUAGGCCAUUUGGAAUGAGAAAGGUUAUGAGAAACUGAUAAAUUGACUACAUCUACUUCUGUUUAUCCUAUGUCAAAAUGAAAAUGCAACGAGUAGGGGUUGCUACGCAAAGCUACGCCUACCAACGGUAACACUAUACAUCGAAAAGUGCUGGUUAGAUGUGUUGUAUCAAACGAACCAUAUAUAGGGGUUUCGCCGGCUUCUCCUUCUUCAGACAGUAAACUUUUAUAGAACUGUUAGCCGAAAGAUUUGUACCUAUCUACAUACCGUGCGAGGAGGACAAUAUGGGUUGCCAAUCCAGCUUCAAGAGUGCAGGGAUGAUGACCAUCAUCACAUUCUUCGUUGUGCUGUUAGCCAACUUCUGCAAUUGGUUGUCCUUCACGACAACAUCCUGGCUGGUGACUGACUUGCCGUCAGACACCAACGGUGACGUGAAUCUUGGACUGUGGAGAAGGUGUCGGUCCAAGCUCAUUGGCUGCGACAAACUUGACGGCUAUGCUGACC